UCCCGAGUUUCUUGCGCUGCGGCCGUUUACGCCAAAACACAAACGCUCUGUCCCAAUAUCUAUUCUUUGAACCAUUCCACGCAUUGCAGGCCGUUUCUGCCAGUUUAAAUAUCGGGAAGUUGAUAUUGACAGACAAACUUUGUCCGAAGCUGGUUUCAGUCGAGGGAAAUUCCGCUUGGAGCUUCUCUCUUUGGCCGAUUGAAACCUGUCGCGAGGUCAUUAUUGUGCAAGGACUAGAAAAAUGGACAGAAGUAUUGCAAGCGUCAUGAAAGCAGUUGAACCAUUGCCAGAGGAUUUUGAUCCAAAGACUGUGAUUAAGGAUCCUGUACCACCAACAGCUGAAAAUAAUGGGAGUGUUUAUGCGGUGACCGAGAUGAGUGAGGAUAAAAGUAAAAGAGAAAUAGUACUAGGCAGGAAUGUUCAUACCACAUGCUUGGAAGUCACAGAACCAGAUGCUGAUGAUGAGGUGACAGGGGACAGGGAGGCUGAUAUGGCAAGUGUUUUGGCUAGAUACAGGAAAUCUCUGAUGGAAAGGACGAAGCAUCAUUUAGGUUAUCCCUAUAAUUUGGAUUUCGACUAUGGUGCCCUUGCCCAGCUGCAGCACUUUUCUAUAAACAAUUUAGGAGAUCCAUUCAUUGAAAGUAACUAUGGCGUCCACUCACGGCAGUUUGAAGUAGGUGUUUUGGAUUGGUUUGCCCGAUUAUGGGAGAUUGAGAAAAAUGAAUACUGGGGCUAUAUAACAAACUGUGGCACAGAAGGGAAUCUACAUGGCAUUCUAGUUGGGAGAGAGGUUUUCCCAGAUGGGAUUCUGUAUACCUCACGGGAAACGCAUUAUUCUGUUUUCAAAGCUGCUCGCAUGUACAGAAUGGAAUGUGUGAAAGUUGACACGCACUGUACCGGUGAGAUUGACUGCGAUGAUUUCAAGACCAGGAUUAUUCGUAACAAAGACAAGCCAGCAAUUGUAAAUGUGAAUAUAGGCACAACUGUCAAAGGAGCUGUGGAUGAUCUUGAUCUAGUAAUAAAGACACUUGAAGAUGCAGGAUUUUCACACGACCGAUUCUACAUCCACUGCGAUGGAGCUUUAUUUGGUCUCAUGAUGCCUUUUGUCAAACGCGCUCCAAAAGUCUCUUUUAAGAAGCCUAUAGGCAGUGUGAGUGUUUCUGGCCACAAAUUUGUGGGGUGCCCUAUGCCUUGUGGUGUGCAGAUAACAAGAUUGCAGCACGUCAAUGUUCUCUCCAGGAAUGUGGAGUACCUGGCUUCCAGGGAUGCCACAAUCAUGGGCAGUCGAAACGGACAUGCUCCCAUUUUCCUCUGGUACACCUUAAACCGAAAGGGAUACAGGGGUUUCCAGAAAGAAGUACAGAAAUGCCUGAGGAAUGCACAUUACUUGAAAGACCGCCUCAAAGACGCCAGGAUCGGCGCUAUGCUUAAUGAGCUAAGCAGCACAGUUGUGUUUGAGCGGCCACAUGAUGAGGAGUUUACUCGCAUGUGGCAACUAGCAUGCCAAGGCAACAUUGCUCAUGUUGUUGUGAUGCCGAACAUUACAAUUGAGAAGCUUGACAAAUUUCUGGAGGAGUUUGUGCAGAAACGAGCCAAAUGGUUUGAAGAUGGGAAGUGCCAGCCUCGCUGUAUUGCGUCUGAUGUGGGUGAGAAGAGUUGCCUUUGUGCCUUGCACAGGUGAAACUGUGGCUAGCCAUUUUGGGAACUACGUAGGAUUCUUAUAGAUGUGUUUGUUCAUUUGAAUUGUUGUGUGAGGCUUUGGUGGAAAUUUGAUACACUGAAUCUCGCAUUCACAAUUGUCUGUUGUCCAUGAUGUCUUGGUUUCUUCCAAGAAAGUAAUAGGCGAACGAAAACUUGUGGAGGGCUUGCUUUAAUGGUAAUGACUUGUCAUACGGAGAGCAGAGAGCUGUCAUAGUUAAAAAUGAAAAGUUAUCUUUUUUUGGAAGCC
Messenger RNA from Neltuma alba, 1948 nucleotides. RefSeq names its product serine decarboxylase 1-like. The record is from RefSeq and is a predicted model, not a curated record. Gene Ontology annotation, molecular function: pyridoxal phosphate binding; carboxy-lyase activity. Gene Ontology annotation, biological process: carboxylic acid metabolic process. The transcript is spliced from 7 exons. NCBI's taxonomy places the organism in Eukaryota, Viridiplantae, Streptophyta, Magnoliopsida, Fabales, Fabaceae. The coding region runs from base 242 to 1681 and encodes 479 amino acids.